This is a messenger RNA of Chaetomium strumarium, 1180 nucleotides long. RefSeq lists its product as uncharacterized. The transcript is spliced from 3 exons. The record is from RefSeq and is a predicted model, not a curated record. Bases 224 to 682 code for a protein of 152 amino acids. NCBI's taxonomy places the organism in Eukaryota, Fungi, Ascomycota, Sordariomycetes, Sordariales, Chaetomiaceae.
CAUCAACCCUCCGCUUCAGUUUCGGUUCACUGCACAGUGCACUGGCAACUCUCAAAUUAACCUCCGUUUCCGCUAACCAACCUUGCAAACCUCCGUUUUUGCUCACAAACGUCCGUCUUCUGCUCACAAACUCGAUUUUCGUCGUCCCAGCUUCCGUUUUCGGCGUACCGACCUCUGUUUCUCGUGCACCGUCCAGACUAAGACGCGCAGAUAAUUGCCAAAAAUGGCUAAGUGUCAGCAUUCCGGCUGCCAUACAACAACAGCCUUUGCCAAUGAGGCAGCGCUCGUUACACACAUAGCCGACUUCCACAACCAAGUCUCCGUCUGCAAGAUGUGCGGAAAGGACCUGAAGAACGCGGAGAGUGUCAAGAGACACGAGAAGAUGCACAACAAGAUGGGUCACUUUAAGUGUUUGCUCCCUGGUUGUUCCGCCACCUCCUGGCGAAAGGAAUUGAUUGGGAGCCAUCUCCUGAACCACAAGACCGAGCUUCGCGAGGUCUUGAACGUAUUCGCCAGGUUCAAGGAUCGCGAGGACGAGCUCCAGAAGGCCAUUGAACUAUACGAAGAGUUCAAGGAUGACAUUGACGUGCUCCGCGCGGCUCUACACUUAUACAAGGAGUUCACCAAGGACAUGGACAUGGCCGCCGAGCACGCCAAACACGCCAACAAUGCUGGGAACUAAGUGGGAUCCGACAAGAAGGGGAGGGGUUAUGAGUUCUUUUGGUGCUGCGUUUCCCGGAAUAGGUGGAUUCGGUUGAGGACAUCUGCGAGCGCAGAGCAGGAUGCAUGGAGCUAGGCGUUGGUCGGUUUGGGAAAUUCUCAUACGGCAGUUACGGAGUUCUGGUUCUCGCAAUCAUCAAGAGUCUCCAUUCUGGGCCGUGUGGCCUGCGGCUACUACAUACAAUGAAUAGUAGACAUGCCCUGAAUCCCUAAUUAGGCUGCUAUGUGUCCACGGGUGACAGACUGGGACUACUCCUGGUGCGACGAAUGAUUCCUACAAGCUCUGGCACCGGCACGCCUGAUGUCGCCCUCGGAGAGUCACAAGUGUGUUAGCGCUGACCUACAUCCAUCUACCGAAUCUAGGCCAAGGAGGUGCCGCGCACCUUCCUUCUCGACGGGUCGUGACGUAGUCAGGUAGCUGAAAAUGAGAAGGGGUGAACGAUAGAAGAGCUUCCCUUCU